CCACGCCCACAGGCUGUGAUCAUCAAACGUGCUCCUCUGUGCCGCCUUUUUUCUGCUAGUGACAAGUUUUACUUCACCUUUUUUUUCCUCUCACUUCGUCAUACGUUCUAUUUGUGCUUCAGCUGUUUUAAACAUCAGUGAAACACUUUGUCAUCAGUCAUGAGCACCGUCAGCAAUUCAAACUCAGUUUUCAUCUUGGACCUGUUCCACAUUCUGAGCCAGGCAAACCCUGGCAAGAACAUCUUAAUCUCCCCACUGAGCAUCAGCUCAGCUAUGGCCAUGGUCUUCUUGGGAGCCAAAGGAAAAACUGCAGAUCAGAUGAAACAGGCCCUCUCGUUCCACGGUAAAACAGACGUCCACCCAACCUUCCAGCAGCUAACUUCUGAUAUCAACGCUCCUUCAACAUCAUACAACCUGAAAAUGGCCAACCGGAUUUACGGAGAGAAAACCAGCAACUUUCUCCCAGAAUUUCUAGAAGCCACACGGAAGUUCUACCAGGCGGACAUGAAGCCGGUUGAUUUCAUUGGCGCUGCAGAGGAGUGCAGAGCGGAGAUCAACAGCUGGGUGGAGCAGCAGACAGAACAGAAGAUUAAAGAUCUAUUGAAGCCCGGAACAGUCCGCGGUGAUACCAGAUUGGCUCUGGUGAAUGCCGUGUACUUCAAGGGUAACUGGAAAAACCGCUUCAGUGAGGCGGAGACCAAAGAGAUGCCUUUCAAAAUUAACAAGAAUGUGACCAAGCCGGUUCAGAUGAUGUACCAGAUGAAGAAGCUGCCCUACAACUACAUCGAAGAUGACAAGCUGCAAAUCCUGGAGCUGCCAUAUGUAGAGGAAGAGCUCAGCAUGUUCAUCCUGCUGCCCGAGGAGUCCACUGACGGCUCAGACCCUCUGCUUAAGCUGGAGAAAGAACUAACUUUGGAGAAGCUGGAGGAGUGGACCAAGAGGGACAACAUGGACGUCCACUUAGAAGUUCUCGUUCACCUCCCCAAGUUCAAACUGGAGGACGAGUACGAGCUGAAUGAUCCACUGUCUCAGGUGGGCAUGAGCGACGUCUUUGGUUCUGGAGCUGACCUGUCUGGAAUGAAUGGUGCAGGGGGACUCUUCCUGUCAACGGUGGCCCAUAAGACCUUCAUGGAGGUGAAGGAGGAGGGGACGGAGGCAGCUGCAGCCACAGCGGGCAUCAUAGCGAUGUGCAUGUUAAGAGAGGAACAUUUCACAGCUGACCACCCCUUCCUGUUCUUCAUCCGGCACAAUAAGAGCAAAGCCAUCCUCUUCCUCGGCACGUUCUCCUCUCCGUAGGUGGAAGCAGCACAAGAAGAUUCAGAUUAAAGAAAAAUAAAUCAA
Messenger RNA from Thalassophryne amazonica, 1341 nucleotides. RefSeq names its product leukocyte elastase inhibitor-like. Gene Ontology annotation, molecular function: serine-type endopeptidase inhibitor activity. The transcript has 7 exons. Gene Ontology annotation, biological process: negative regulation of endopeptidase activity. NCBI's taxonomy places the organism in Eukaryota, Metazoa, Chordata, Actinopteri, Batrachoidiformes, Batrachoididae. The record is from RefSeq and is a predicted model, not a curated record. Bases 160 to 1296 code for a protein of 378 amino acids.